AUGAGUUGUCAAUUUCAUUUCGCGUCUACACGGGCUUACCUUCUAGCUCUAUCCCUGCAGCUGGCACUGACAACAUUUCAAGCAUUUGUAUCAAGUUCAUCAGUAUGUCAAAAGCAGUUUGAAGCAGACGAUACACUUGUACCACCAACUCUGCACAAAGCUUUGUGCUAUGAACGAGGUAAUCGAUGGUUUAUCUUUCUCCACUGGAAUUUUGAAAGAGAGACAAGUACUGCAGAUGGUUUUCUUGUCAAAUUGUGGACAAAUGAAUAUGGUAGUGCAUCACUGAAAAAGUGCUGGCCGUACACUAAGCAAAAGGCUCAAUCACCAUUGAAACUUCCAUCUGUGCCGUCGCAGUUCGAAAAUCAUUACAUUGUUCGUAUAUAUCGUACACGCGCACAGCAGUACAUGAGCUAUGACUCAGACUCUGACGAGAAUUUGAAAAUUAUCAGUUUUGACAACUGUAUUUCUGCACCUGAAUGCAAAUCUUGCUCAACUAAUUCUACUAUAUCAUCUCAACGUUUUGUUGUUGGUAAACCAAUCCUGUACUGGUCAAAUAGUAUACUACGUGUCAACAUCUGCAUUCAAACAACUAUUCCUGUCACUUCGGCUGAUAUUAGUCUAUCAUAUUAUAUGUUUGACAAACAUGGUUGUGUGCCCAUGAACUGGUCGUUACCUGAUGACCUAUUGAUAUUACCAAAAAGCUGUUUGGUGGACUUGCUACUUCCUGUUUGCCAUGAAUAUGAUGGAUGUGACUGCAAAUUGCCAGAAAGAUCAAGAAUCGAGUUCGAGAUGUGUAUAAACACGAAUUGCAAGUUUAAGUUUAUUUUGGUAGUUCCAGUUUCACCAAAUCCAGUUUCAACCAAUCCCAGUUCAACCAAUCCAGUUUCAACCAAUCCCAGUUCAACCAAUUCAGUUUCAACCAAUCCCAGUUCAACCAAUCCAGUUUCAACCAAUCCCAGUUCAACCAAUUCAGUUUCAACCAAUCCUAGUUCAACCAAUCCAGUUUCAACCAGUCCCAGUUCAACCAAUCCAAGUUCAAUCAAUCCAAGUUCAAUCAAUCCAAGUUCAGCCAAUGCAAUCACAACUAAUACACAUUCAAUAGGUUCAUUUUUGGCUAAUAUGAACAGCACUAAAUAUUCAAACAUCACUACUUCUACUACUUCUGCUGCUGCUGCUAUGAGUGAUGAAAGAGCUACUGUAAUGAUAUGGAAGAUUGGAGUUGUGUUAGCAGCAGCAUUUUGCCUCAUUACUGUAAUUGUUCUUCUUGUGGUGGGAGUUCGUUAUCGUUGUUAUCAAAGACAACAAACGAUGUUGUCAGUACCACCAAAGCCUGAUGUCAAAGGAGACACAAUUGUCAUUUGUCACGACAUUCCAGAAAAUGUUAGCAGAUUUGCACGUGACAUUGUGUAUCGUUUUCAGGACAUAGGACUUCCUUGUUCUUCUCAUCAUUUUGAAUCAAUUGAAAUGGCUGUUGAUGUGUCUGGUUGGAUGGCAAGGCGGCUGACAAGUGUUGAGAACGUGAUAUUGGUGUGUACAGACCGUCUUUAUAGAGUCUUUUAUCAUGGAGAAAGCCAAGGAAAAGAUGAAAAUGAUCAACGUGUGUAUUUGGCAUCGACCAUUCUUAAAGGAUUUUCGAAAACAUCCACAGGACCAUUGAUCAUUCCAGUUGUAAGAACUAAGGAAGACAUGAAGUAUGUCCCUGAAUUAUACAAACACAAAAAGUGUUUUCAGUUGUGGACCGAUUGGGAAGCACUUGUUAGACUUACAAAUAGAGUGCAGGAUUACGACAAACCCUUGUUGAAGGAUUGUGUCUAUAGUUUUUCUACUGCAGAAAGCAACCAAGAUGAGAGGGAUGCAUCUCUGUCUUAGAUAGAUGAAACACAACAUCACUAUCUAGCAAUUAGCACUUUUGAAGUAUUCAGCUGCUAUGGAAUCUGGUGUGUAAGAAGUAUAUUAUAUUAUUAUUUAUAUUGACAAA
This is a messenger RNA of Corticium candelabrum, 1978 nucleotides long. RefSeq lists its product as uncharacterized. The record is from RefSeq and is a predicted model, not a curated record. The transcript is spliced from 13 exons. Bases 1 to 1869 code for a protein of 622 amino acids. NCBI's taxonomy places the organism in Eukaryota, Metazoa, Porifera, Homoscleromorpha, Homosclerophorida, Plakinidae.